Eupeodes corollae is the source of this 819-nucleotide messenger RNA. Its product is annotated as snake venom serine protease rhinocerase 5-like. Gene Ontology annotation, biological process: proteolysis. The record is from RefSeq and is a predicted model, not a curated record. The transcript has a single exon. The coding region runs from base 1 to 819 and encodes 272 amino acids. Lineage: Eukaryota; Metazoa; Arthropoda; Insecta; Diptera; Syrphidae. Gene Ontology annotation, molecular function: serine-type endopeptidase activity.
AUGGUAUCUCUAAAAAUAUUUACCCUUUUCGCCUUGACGAUUAUUACGGUCUCCCAAGGACAAGAACCAACUCCAAGAGUUGUAAAUGGAAUCGCAGCUGAUACCAUGAGACGAUUCCCUCAUCACGUUAAUAUCCAACCCAUUGCUAAUGGACAGUGUCAAGAUGCCUUGCCAAGUUGUUCAGGAUCAAUCAUAGGUAAACGAUGGGUCCUAACAUCAAAGGCCUGUGUCGAGAAUGGUGAACAACUUCGAUUGGACUUACAAAGGCUCAACAGGAAUAACUCUAUUGGAUCUUACAGUACUGUGGUGAAUAACGAUGAGCAAUCAGUUACUAAGUAUCCAACAGACUAUGAUGAUAUUGCAUUGAUCAAAUUACCAUUCGAAUUGAUUUACUCCCCUACUGUCAAGCCUAUAGGUUUUUCGUCAAGUUCACCGGCCCAGUUGUUGAAAAAACUUGUUGUUUUGCCAGGAUUCGACGAUAGUCAGGGAAAGGAUCAACUCAGUUAUGCAAUGUUGAAUAUAGCCUCAAAUGGAGUCUGUAAGCAGUUUUAUGGAGACGUGUUCGAUGAGUUUCUGAAUAUGUGCGCUGAACAAAAUAACCGUUAUGGCCUUUCCGGAUCUGACACUGGAGCUGGUUUGAUUGUCGGCUGGCCAGCUAAGUCAGCAAUAAUUGGAGUGUUAUCAAAUAUUAUAAAUGCUUCCGGCACUGGUAUUCCAUCUGCUUAUAUUCUCAUUGAAAAAUAUGAACCAUGGAUCAGGGCCAUCAUGGCAGAAACAGAGGAAGUAUUUAUUACCACAACAGGGUAUUAUGCAAGUUAA